Lachancea fermentati is the source of this 1224-nucleotide messenger RNA. The record is from the annotation of a GenBank genome assembly. Lineage: Eukaryota; Fungi; Ascomycota; Saccharomycetes; Saccharomycetales; Saccharomycetaceae.
AUGGCUGCUCAAGAAGAGUUCAUCAGAACUCAGAUCUUCGGAACCGUCUUCGAGAUCACAAACAGGUACACAGAGCUCAACCCAGUCGGUAUGGGCGCCUUUGGCCUGGUUUGCUCGGCCACCGAUACCUACACCAACCAGCCCGUCGCCAUCAAAAAAAUCAUGAAGCCGUUCUCCACUGCGGUUCUCGCCAAACGCACGUACCGUGAGCUCAAGCUUCUCAAGCAUCUCAGACACGAAAACCUCAUUUGCCUCGAGGACAUCUUCCUGUCGCCGUUGGAGGACAUUUACUUUGUCACCGAGCUUCAGGGCACGGAUCUUCACCGUCUGCUGCAAACGCGGCCCCUGGAGAAACAGUUUGUCCAGUACUUCUUGUACCAGAUCCUGCGCGGCCUCAAGUACGUGCAUUCCGCAGGCGUAAUCCACCGCGAUCUCAAACCUAGCAACAUUCUCAUCAACGAAAACUGCGACCUCAAGAUUUGCGAUUUCGGCCUGGCGCGUAUCCAGGACCCUCAGAUGACCGGCUACGUCUCCACGCGUUACUACCGUGCCCCCGAGAUCAUGUUAACCUGGCAGAAAUACAACGUCGAGGUUGACAUAUGGUCUGCAGGCUGCAUCUUCGCCGAGAUGAUAGAGGGCAAGCCUCUUUUCCCGGGCAAAGACCACGUCCACCAGUUCUCCAUCAUCACAGACUUGCUUGGGUCCCCACCAGAAGACGUUAUCAACACCAUUUGCUCCGAAAACACCCUCAAGUUCGUCACUUCCCUGCCCCAUCGCGACCCCGUGCCCUUCUCUGAGCGUUUCAAAAACGUCGAGCCAGAGACCGUCGAUCUUUUAGAAAAAAUGCUCGUGUUCGACCCCAAGAAGAGAAUCACCGCGGCAGACGCCCUAUCCCAUCCAUAUCUGGCACCUUAUCACGACCCCACCGACGAGCCCGUAGCCGACGCCAAGUUCGACUGGCAUUUCAACGACGCUGAUCUGCCGGUAGACACCUGGCGCGUCAUGAUGUACUCCGAAAUCCUUGACUUCCACCAAAUAGGCAAUUCCCAGAUAGAUCCCAACGCAACUUUUGACGACCAGGUCGCAGCUGCCACUGCAGCUGCCCAAGCCGCACAGGCUGCUCAACAGCAAUCCUCCGAACAUGGCGCUGACGCACCUCAACAAAACGAUACCCUCAACACUUACGCAAACCAGGCUGCACAAUACGCUACCGAAUUUCAAUGA